ACUACCGCACCUGCGCGGCCAUCUUGAACCUCUUGUCAGCAGCGGACACAGAAAAGCAGAAAACGGACCUAAAUACCCCGAGCUAACGCGACGAAACACGGAUAUGUCCACUAGAAUCGAGGAUAUACGACAGAGCUAAGAUUGAAUUCAAACUAGGGAACUGCUGCGGAGACGAUACCACAGCCUUCUAAGUGCCUCGGAGACCCGGACCUUCAAGUCUUAUCUUUUUUUUUCCGGAGUAGGAAGGAAGAGUCGAGUCACCGACUGAAAAACACAUCCAGAGUGAAACCAUGAAUCCCGAAUAUGACUAUCUGUUCAAGCUCCUGCUGAUUGGAGACUCUGGAGUAGGAAAGUCCUGUCUUCUGCUGCGAUUUGCAGAUGACACCUACACAGAGAGCUACAUCAGCACCAUUGGAGUGGACUUCAAGAUCCGCACCAUUGAGCUGGAUGGCAAGACCAUUAAACUGCAGAUUUGGGACACAGCAGGUCAAGAGAGGUUUCGUACCAUCACCUCCAGCUACUACCGUGGAGCCCAUGGCAUCAUAGUCGUGUAUGAUGUCACAGAUCAGGAGUCCUAUAACAAUGUCAAGCAGUGGCUUCAGGAAAUCGACCGCUACGCCAGUGAAAAUGUCAACAAGCUUCUGGUGGGCAACAAGUGUGACCUGACCACCAAGAAAGUAGUGGACUACACAACAGCCAAGGAGUUUGCUGACUCUUUGGCCAUCCCCUUCCUGGAGACAAGCGCCAAAAACGCCACCAAUGUAGAGCAGGCUUUCAUGACCAUGGCUGCAGAGAUCAAGAAGCGCAUGGGUCCCGGGGCCACAGCUGGUAGCGACAAACCCAACUUAAAAAUCGAGAGCACUCCCGUCAGGCAGUCUGGAGGGGGCUGCUGCUAAAGGACCCCCACCAUCACCAUCUCCACUUCGACAUAUCCCUCUCCUCUCCAUCUGUGUUCCCCUGCCAUCAUCUCAGCCAUUCCCACACCCACCAUUCCACCCUCUUACCCACACCCAGCCCUCUGACCCCCCCUCUGUCAGCCUGCCUGGAGACACAGGAUUGUUGAGGCAAACAACGGACUGAACUGUAAGAGUGUUAAGAUCAGAGAACCAAUUUAAAGUUUGUGAGGAUUUAUUCAGACCUGUAUGCGCAACAAACAACAGAGAAGUAAACAACCAGUGUGUGAGGGAGGAACAAAAACAGACACCAGGGAAACUUUUACUUUCUGCCAAGAGGACAGAAAGAAAAGAGAUAUGGGGGAAAUUGAUAUUGAUUUAUAGUGGAGUGGAGGCAGUGGAAGAUGAAGUUUAGAUACCACACACACACACACACACACACACACACACACACACACACUCUCACAUGGCAUGGGGUUAAGAAAUAUAAGCCUUUUUGUCAAAUA
This is a messenger RNA of Limanda limanda (common dab), 1399 nucleotides long. RefSeq names its product zRAB1B, member RAS oncogene family a (gene rab1ba). Bases 291 to 896 code for a protein of 201 amino acids. The record is from RefSeq and is a predicted model, not a curated record. Gene Ontology annotation, molecular function: GTP binding; GTPase activity. Lineage: Eukaryota; Metazoa; Chordata; Actinopteri; Pleuronectiformes; Pleuronectidae. The transcript is spliced from 6 exons.